AUGUCGACGCAAGCCAUUACAGACUAUCUCACCAAGCAAUUGUUUAUUGAGCGGAAUAUCUCCUGCGUAGCAACAUUCCUAAUUACUGGUACCCCUGCUACCAACACGCGAUAUAGAGGAACACAGAGCUCGGAUGGGGACUAUUAUAUGGGCGGAACCCAACCGACGAAUGUUGAUGAUGAUGAUGUGGAAAUUGACAGUGAGGAGGUGCCACAGACGAUUGUCAUGAUUGUGAACGAAAAGGACCUCGAAGCGGAUGUACGCGUCACGGAUAAAUCCAAAGGCCCUGAAUUCGCGGCGAUUGUUGGACGAAUUGUAGCCAAAGAAAUCAAGCCCGGCCCGUUCAAGAAAAGGAUGCCACCUCCUGCACCAGUGGCGGGACCAUCCAAGUCGAAACUGCCCGAGACGAAACCCGAGGUCAAACAGGAUACGAAAGAAAAAUCAAACGAAAAGUCUAAAGCCUCAGGAGGAAAACUGAGCAACUUCUUCGGCGGGGCUGCAAAGGCUAAAGAAAAUAAAGAUGUUAAGAAGAUCAAGCAGGAAGAGCCGGCGCCUGAACCGGCGAAGAGGAUGUUCUUUUCAAAACCGGCUGCGCCCAAGGCUGCUGCUGCAGAUGCAGCAAAGAAGGAGAAGGCUGAUGCGCCUCCUCCUCCUCCUGCCGAGAAGCCUGAUGCGCCACAGAAAACUAAUAUGCCCCAGAAGGCACCUUUGUCAAAAAGCAAGACAUCCGUUUCUAAUGUUCCCUCUCGUGCACCUAGUGUUGCCAGCACAAAAGAGGACAAGGAGCCGGAGAAGGUUACAGAGAAGUCCACUCGGGGUGUUAAAAGAAAGUCCUCGGUCGGAUUCGAAAAUCGGGACAAAUCUGUCGAGAGACAUGGCAAUACCGAAUCUUCGAAAACGGAAGGCAGCACACGCGUCAGACGAAAGGUUGUUCUUUCAGAUGACGAAGAUGAUGUGCCGAUGCCCAAGAAACCCACAGCUCGCAAGUCGAGGGGUAGUUAUACAACGACCAGCGGGCAUAAUUCUGACGCUGAGCACGACGUCAUGAGGCUCAUGGACAUGGAUGACGAUGAGGUUGAGAAAGUGUCGCGGGUGCCUUCGACAAAUGCUAGCUCGAAUGAACGGGAUGACGCGGAGGAAGAAAUGGACGAAGAUGACAGUAUGCGUGUUGACGAUGAAGACGUUCCUAUGUCCGAUGCCCCGUCUACAAAGGCCAAAGUGGUCAAGAAAAGAAAACCGAAGGCUGUCGUCCCGGUUGGUCGUAAUGGCCUGAAGAAAAGAAAGGUAACGAAGACAAGAAGAACGAAAGAUGCGAAUGGUUAUAUUGUCAAAGAAGAUUAUUCGGACUGGGAAUCCGUGGCUAGCGACGAAGCGCCAGAGGAACCAGAGCCUCCGAAAGCGAAACCUAAAGCGAAGCCCAAGGCUGCUGCUGUCAGGAAAGAAGAAGUUGAGGUCAAAGCUGUCCCUGCUGCGAAGGAGGUGAAAGAGCCAGCAGCGAAGAAAGCGCCCAUCAAAGUUGCCUCUGCACCCAAGGCCAAGGCAGCUCCAAAAACCGGGGGUGCUAAAACACAGCAACCUAGACUUAUGAACUUCUUUGGACCUAAAAAGACCACAUGA
Psilocybe cubensis is the source of this 1617-nucleotide messenger RNA. RefSeq lists its product as uncharacterized. Lineage: Eukaryota; Fungi; Basidiomycota; Agaricomycetes; Agaricales; Agrocybaceae. Gene Ontology annotation, cellular component: nucleus; delta DNA polymerase complex. The record is from RefSeq and is a predicted model, not a curated record. Gene Ontology annotation, biological process: DNA synthesis involved in UV-damage excision repair; DNA strand elongation involved in DNA replication; nucleotide-excision repair, DNA gap filling. Gene Ontology annotation, molecular function: DNA-directed DNA polymerase activity. Bases 1 to 1617 code for a protein of 538 amino acids. The transcript has 7 exons.